Pelobates fuscus (common spadefoot toad) is the source of this 1544-nucleotide messenger RNA. It is a transcript of the gene YAE1, whose product is annotated as YAE1 maturation factor of ABCE1. The record is from RefSeq and is a predicted model, not a curated record. Bases 64 to 687 code for a protein of 207 amino acids. Lineage: Eukaryota; Metazoa; Chordata; Amphibia; Anura; Pelobatidae. The transcript is spliced from 3 exons.
CCCAGGUGCGCGCAUGGUCAGUGAGCUCCCGGCAGAGAGACUGCGAGCAGAACCCGGGACAGCAUGGAGGGGGAGGACGUGUUUGAUGAAGAGGGGGACGAGAUGAACGUCGUGCAGACAGAAUGGAAGCGAUCAAUGGAGAAGAGGUUGAAGGAGGGGUACCUUAAUGGGAGAGAUGCUGGUAGGGAGAAUGCACUGCAAAGCGGAUUUAACCUUGGAUACAAACUUGGGGUGAACAUGUUAAGGCCUUUUGGUGAACUUCGAGGAACCCUAAGUGCCCUCCUGACAUGGAGUCAACUUCAUAAUCCUGAACCUGCAGUGAGUACAAAGCUGAAUGAUCUCCUGAUUGCCGUGUGCCAGUGUGAGGACUCCCUGCUGAAAUGUCUGUCUUCUCUGUACCAAACUCCCCAUCCUUCUGAUUUAUCAAGCACUUUGGAGGACAUGAACCUUGCAAGCAGUGCACCUGAUAUCGAACUGGAUGAGCAAAGUCCGUGUGCAUCAGGGAGGAACUGUUGCAGAGUUCAGGACUCUCUUGCCUCUUCCUUGGCCAGAUGUAGGACUACCCAGCAGCUUAAUGAGUCAGCAAAGCAUGAGCUCUGUAGAAUUGCAAAGGAAUGCCUUUCUGUGGCUGAACAGUUGAAUCUACCAGAAGGCAUACAUCGUUAUCUUCAAACACUGAAAUAUUAAACCUGUUAGGUAACUGUUCUAUUACUUUUAGUGGAUCAUAUUUGGAAAUUUACCAUCACUCAUUAUGUUGCAGUCAUUUUGAUGAAAUGAUUUUUCAAAUACCAUUUUAUACAGAUAUCCAUCCCCUUCUUGGAAACAACGAAGAACACAUUUUAUAUAAGAGUAUUAAAAUACACAUUCUUUAACUAAACGUGUGUGUUCAUGGCUUGUUUGGAAUUUAGAAAUAAAUAACAAUGACAACAAAGUGUGAAUUCGAAUGUGUAGAUAGGAAAUCAGAAUUGCUGACAUCUUGUGCCAUAAAAAAAAAAAAAAACACGUAAUUUGUUAUACUUAAAUCUGUUUAACCCCUUAAGGACACAUGACGUGUGUGACAUGUCAUGAUUCCCUUUUAUUCCAGAAGUUUGGUCCUUAAGGGGUUAAAAAGGCACCAUUGUCAAACAGUGCAGUAUCAUAGAUGCAGUGAUAAUCUGACAAUGCUGGGUUAACCCACCCCCAAUACUUUUGGCCAAUAAUGGCAAACCAUGAUGUCUCAAAUUGAUAUUGAAAGAGUAAUUUCUGCACUAUCAAACGGGUGGGUUCCGUGCCUCAAUUUUCAUCAAAUAUCCAAAGGGACUGACAAAAAAGGGGGAUCCAGAUUCUGGGAAGCAUAACCACUACACUGAACUCAGAGCUUAUGUUGCUUAAACUGUCCCAUUAAACCGUUAACCCGUUAAGGACUGAACCAACUGUACAAGUUGUGAUCAAAACAAAGCGUAAACAAAACCUUGAAUUGGCGCUAUAUGUCUGAUCAGGUGUAAUUCACCUCUUUUAUAUGAUUUGCACCCACACUUCUCAUAUCUUUUUUUCUGGAGAAACAU